Molecule: messenger RNA, 1321 nt
Organism: Oreochromis niloticus (Nile tilapia)
Lineage: Eukaryota; Metazoa; Chordata; Actinopteri; Cichliformes; Cichlidae
Gene: cidea
Product: cell death inducing DFFA like effector a
Exons: 5
Coding region: 176-814 (212 amino acids)
Biological process (GO): apoptotic process; regulation of apoptotic process
Source: RefSeq, a predicted model, not a curated record
UAAAGCAGCUGCUCCAUGAUCCUUCAUCCUAUUGGCUCUCUGCUCUCAUCGGUGACCAAUCACAGGCUGUCAUUCUUCAUGGAUUCUCCAUAGUUCCUCUCAGCUGCCUCUGGCUGCAGCAGCUUUUCAAAGCUUUGCUUCAGCUUACUGUCUGACUGUUUGAAUCUUUGACUUCAUGAUGGCACCGCUGUCCAUUCAGUCCGGAGUGAAAUACGCCAAAACGCUGCUGCCAAAGACUCUGAUGAGGUCCAUGUCCACAGUCCAGACCACCAUCUCUCGACACAUGCUGCCCCUAAAUCGGCCUCGCUGUUUCAGAGUGUGCACAUACAGCCGGAUGCGGCGGCGAAGUUUGACUGCGUCUUCUCUAGACGAGCUCCUGGAGCAGGCAGCGAGGGUGUUCAUGAUGUCCUACCAGUUCCUGACUCUGGUCCUGGAGGAGGACGGGACUGUGGUGGACUCAGAGGAGUUCUUCCAGUCACUGCCCAAUAGCACACCGCUGAUGGUGCUGGAGAAGGGGGAGAUGUGGACAGAGAGCAAGAUUAUUCCAUGCUUCCGUCAGCCAAAGAAGAGUGGGAUUGCCAAAGUAACCUUUGACCUCUACAAACUGCAGCCUAAAGACUUCCUGUGCUGCCUCGCCAUCAGGGCCACGCUGUAUGAGACGUACACACUCUCAUACGACUUCAGAUUCACCAGGAUCAAACGCAUCCUCAGCUCGCUGUUGUGCUGCGUCACCUCUCUGACCAGACUAGCCGGACAACUGCUGCUCUGCACAUCCUCCUCACUACUGCAGUUCACCGGAAAUGCCGGCUGCUAAAGCCAUGUCUCUUUGUGUUAAACAGCUGUUCAUUCGAGGGGUGUACUACGAAGCUGGUUAACACGCCCAGGCUUUCUUUGCGUUACCUCCCUCGACAAAUCGUAGGGCCAAGAUGCGGGGCAGCCCAAGCAGAGGAGCCUAGAUAUCCCUCUCUCCAGCCUCCAGUUUAUCUGGGGGGAGACGCUAAGGUGUUCUUAGGCUGGCCUGGGUCUGCCAGACCCCUUCCAAGAAGGACAUGCCUGGAAUACCUCACGUAGGAGGUGUCCAGGAGGCAUCCUUGUAAGAUGCCCAAACCACCUCGAUUGGAUCCUUUCGUUGUGGUGAAGUAGCAGCUCUACUCAGAGCUCCUCCUGAAUAACUGAACUCUUCACCCUAUCGCUAAGGCCUCUAAGCUGCGCACGUGCGCAAUUGCACACUGUUGGCACGGUCUCUGCGCAGAGAAAAUCUGUGUUGCGCACACAAAAAGAAUAUGUGCUGACAUCGGUGUUUUAGCUAGCAAAGCGGCGU